This is a messenger RNA of Spirodela intermedia, 2461 nucleotides long. NCBI's taxonomy places the organism in Eukaryota, Viridiplantae, Streptophyta, Magnoliopsida, Alismatales, Araceae. The record is from the annotation of a GenBank genome assembly.
AUGGAGCGAUCUCCUCCUCCUCCUCCUCCUCCUCCUCCUCCUCCUCCUCCUCCUCCUCAUCGUCCGCCGAGUCGUCGGAGCGGAGCUCCACAACCUCCGCCAUGGAUACCACUCCCCCCUGCAAGAGAGCGAGAGCGAGAACGAGAGCGAGAGAGGGAGAGAGAGGGGAGAUCUUCUGUGUUGAACCAGACGCAGAAGGCACCAUUUAUUUUUUGUCCGCUCUGCGAAAUUACGAAAAUACCCAUUUUUCAGGUGUCGACACUUCUGCGGGCCCGCAGUAUUAAAUCAUGAGCGUGGCAUAAUCUGAACCGUCUGAUGGUAUGCAAAACUUCGUCACCAGUUUGCCGCAGCCGGCGAAACACCGGCAGGAGAUCAGCCGUUGGAUGCCAUUCGUGCAGAUCGAGGCAACUCCGAGAGUCUCGGAUAAGGGAGCACAUGCAGAAAUUAUAAAUCCGCGAGAAACACGCGAAGAAAAUCCGCUCUCUUGGAAUUAUCAAUCCCAGAAAAUGAUUUCCCAGGACAUAAAUAUUAGAUUUCUGAUAUUCUAAUUUUGCAUUAUGGCACCAAGAGGAGGGUGGUGAUAUUUUAUAAAAUGUGAAGCAAAAAUAUCCAAAAAAUAGUUUUGAAAUUUUUAAUUUUUAUGAGCAUAAAUAAUGUAGGUUUUUUCUCAUUUUUUUUAAUUCACACUAUUAUUUCCUUGUGUCGAGUCAAAUAAAAUAAGAUGAGAUAUGAUUUAUUUAUAUCUAACAUAUAAGUUAUAAAAAAUAAAUGAUAUCAAUUAUAUGAUUCAUAUUAAAUAUAAAUAAAACAAAAGAAAUGGAAUUCUUUGUUUUGGAACUCAGAUUUAAUUAAAAUCUAUUUCAAAAUACGAAUUUAUUACAAGGAGUGGCUUUUUUUGCAUCGGGGAAAUGCUGAAGAAAGAGUUCAAGAGAUAAGAGAAUGAAGGAUAGCCACCAAAAAGACUAAUCCAAUCCAUAAUGAUGUACCGGAACAUACAACAUUUUUGUUACUUGACCAACCAUCAGAAGAAGCAUGAGUUCUAUAACAAGGUAUGGAGAUUAACCACCGUCAUCCCACCUUCGGUACUGAGGAAAACUAAAUGAGCCUGAUAGUCAACCUUUUAUUUCCAUCAUUAACUUAUGUUUUACAUGUAUGAUUAAAGAUGUGUGUGUGGGAGAGAUUGAGAGAUUGAGAGAGAGGGAGGGAGAGAGAGGAAGAGAGAGAGAGAGAGAGAUUAAACGGAGGACAGAAUCCAUGUGAGAGCCCACGUUGGUGUUGAGGAAAAAAAAAAAGAGUCCGAUUCUCCACAUUAUUUCCUUCAUUACGUUGACUUUUACAGGUAUCAUAUGAACUUGAGAUUAUAGUAAGAUGUACGUGAUAAUAUAUGUGUGUGUGUGUGAGAGAGAGAAAGGAGAUUAGAUUUCUUCUUGAGGUCAGGCGGGUUGUAGGGUGGAUCGGUAAAAUCAUCAUCAUCAGCAUCAUCCUCAUCCCGCGGGGUUGUCUUGGCCGUCGUGGUGCUUCUUGAGGUCAGCGGGGGGGAGGAAGCAGUCCAUGGAGAGGCCCAAGAUGUUGAAGUCAACCUCCUCGAUGGACCAGGUCUCCUCCAUCUUCCUCUUGUGGUUGGCGGAUCCCUCGCCGUAGCGAAAGAGGGUGACCAUCGUCCUCCCCCCGUGGGCGAUGUUGAUGCCGUCGAUGUACCUGUAGUCUUCAAUGGCCGACUCCAUGCUGGUCUCCCAGAAGAUGCUCUCCCCUCUCCGGUUGGCCUUCAUCCUCAGAAGAUGGCAGUCCUCGAGCUGAGUCAACAGGCCCGUCCUCUGGCUAAAGUAGCCCCAGAUGGUGUGGUGGAUGAUCUCGAAACUCCCGCUGCUCCUGGCCCGGAGCGCCGCCGGGUUAGCCUCCAGCUUGAGGAUGAAGCAGUCCUCGUUGUUUAUCACCUUCUCCCCGAUGCACACCGCCUCGGAGAACAGCCCCGCCGUCGCCCUCGGGUCCAGCCCCUGCACCGGCGGCGCCGCCGAUGAGAGAGAAUGCGAAAGAUAAAGAGACUGAGAUGGGCUCUCGAAAGAUCGAGAGAUUGAGCGAGAGAGAGAGAGAGAGAGAGAAUGAGAUGGACAAAGAGACUAAGAUUGGCUCUCCCUCGAGAGAAUGAGAUAGAUAAAGAAACUGAGAUGGGUUCUGGAGAGAUCGAGAGAUCGAGAGAGAGAGAGAGAAUGAAAUAGAUAAAGAGAUCGAGAUGCGCUCUCGAGAGAUCGAACGAGAGGGAGUUGGAGAGAGAGAGUGAGAUAGAUGAAGAGACUGAGAUAGCCUUUCUCUCUCUCUCUCUCUCUCUCUCUCUCUCUCUCUCUCUCUCUCUCUAAAUCUACCUGGAGGCUGCGGCGGAGGGGGCGAGGUGGGCCGCGCGAGGCGUGAGACUGCUCGGAGGAGGACUGCCGCCAGGCGAGCUUGCCGUCGCUGCCGGCGCUGA